CGUGUUCAUCUGUUGCACAGGACAAGCUCUCGUUUCCAGCUCUGAGCUUCAUAACCACAUGUUGCUGCACUGAUUGACUGCAUUAACGCUCCUGCAGCUGCUUCUAUAUCUGUCGGUCUCUCUCUCGCUCUCUGCCUCCCUCCCGUCCAUCCUUCGUUCGGCUCAGUUGUUGUGUCUAUCUCCAAGCGGCAGAGAGCUUUUCGGAGUUGCAGCCUGAUGUUAUUUUGGACCUCACCGAUUCAGACGUCGAGAGAGAACUGCGAGCGCUGCAGAUGUGAGGCUUUUUAGGGAAACAUCCCUGCACACUCCCUUCUCUGCAUGUGAGAAGCUGUACUGGACAGAACCACCAUCAUGCCAGGCCUGAUCAACAAGAGCAAAUGGAGCGCUCUGCCUCUCAGCGUCUCCGACAUCACUUCCUGCGUCAGGGGUUACACCUUGGCAAUGACAGCCUCCUUGACCUAUGAAAAUAUCGAAGAUCACCCUAUCGAGGGAAUCUUUAUAUAUCCUCUGGAUGGGAGCAGCGUUGUGGUCGGGUUUGAAGCGAUGAUUGGCAACCAGAUAAUAACCGUGCAGGUCAAAGAUAAAACGAAAAUCGAUGACUGUUACUUUGAUAGCUGCAAUGCCAAUGGAACCCUGCAGAGCGGAGGUGGUCAUAUAGUUUUGGAUGAGGAUCAGGAGAGGACAGUGCUGGUGGUCAGUCUGGGGGUCAUUCCUCCUCUGGAGACCAUUAAUAUACUGGUCAGCACCUCCUCGGAGCUCAGCACGCUCCCUAACGGGGGAAUUCGGGUGAGCUCACCCCCCGUCUGCUCUCCAAGAGUCCAACGUUCUGUCAAAGAGGAGCAGGCGUUUUCGCCCAGCACUGCUAGAAGGAGGGAUCAGCAUCAUUGUGCAGUGGGAACCCAUGAGCAGACGGCCUCAGGAGUGUGUUUGGCUGCUCUGUUGGAGGAAGAGACCAUAAACUCCAUUGAUUAUGAGUUUAAUUUCCAUCUUGAGAUCAGAGGACCGUAUUUACUGGCAGGUGUGGAAAGCCCUUCACACGCCAUCCGGGCAGACGCUGACCCCUCGGCUCGCUCUGCCACCAACAUUGUGGUCACGCUGGCAGACAAGUACACCUACGACUGCCCUGUGGAGAUACUGAUCUAUCCCAGUGAGCCCCAUCUGCCACACGUUCUCAUUGAAGACGGAGACAUGACGCCGGAGGAAUACGAUGAGCAUCUGAAAGGACGGAGCGACUACAUAAAGGCCACGAAGAAGGACAGCAGUAAUGAAAAGACAGUGGACAUAAUUCGGAAGAGGCUCCAUAAAGACAUCCUCCACAACCCCGUGGUCAUGCUCAACUUCUGCCCAGAUCUCCGUUCGACGACCUCUGACCUGCGGAGCAUCCAAGGGGAAUUCAUCUUUCUCAUUGACCGCAGUGGAAGCAUGAGUGGGGUCAACAUCAAUCGAGUCAAGGAUGCAAUGGUUGUGAUUCUGAAAAGUCUCUUCCCAGCAUGCUUGUUCAACAUAGUGGGCUUCGGAUCCAAGUUCAAAACGCUGUUUGCCACCAGUCAGAGCUACGAUGAGGAGAGCUUGGCAUUGGCUUGUGAGCAUGUGAAGAAGAUCCGUGCUGACAUGGGCGGCACAAACAUAUUGGCUCCUCUCAACUGGAUCCUACGGCAGCCCAUGCAGAGAGGACAUCCUCGCCUGCUCUUCCUCCUGACUGAUGGAGCGGUCAGUAACACGGGGAAGGUUAUUGAGUUGCUCCGCAGCCACGCCAGGUUCACCAGGUGUUACACGUUCGGUAUAGGCCAGGGUGCGUGCAGGAGACUGGUUUUAGGACUGCCCGCCGUUUCCAGAGGCACAGCUGAGUUCCUGGCAGAAGGAGAACGGCUGCAGCCCAAGAUGAUUAAGUCUCUGAAGAAGUCCAUGACAUCAGUACUGACUGACAUCUCCAUUGAGUGGCUGUAUCCAGAGACAAAAGAGAUCCUGCUUUCUCCGGUCGGGGCGACCUGUCUGUUCCCUGGAGACCGGUUGAUUGGAUACAGCGUGGUCUGUGACACCUCCCGAUAUCACUCCAACCCCAAAUCAGACAAACGGAGGAGGUACAGCAUGAUGCGUUCCAAUGAGUCGGCCAGUUCAGUGUUCUAUCACUCUCAAGAGGAGGAUGCUGGGAAGGUUCCUUCAGACGGUCAGGGGCCGCACAGGGACAAUCAAGUCGGUUCGCUGUUUGACGGUUGCCAGGAGACUGAGAGUAGUCCUAUUGCCACGGAGCAAGACAUUAUGGGAACUGAUACAGCCACCUCUCCGAGAAGACGUGCUUAUAGCACCAAUCAGAUUGUAGAUUACAACCCCAUGAAGAAGGCCUACACCCCCAGUGAUCCCAGCUCAGUGGUGGGCAAAAACCCUCUUAGAAGGGCAAAAGUCCAGGAGCUCAUUGGACAGACACAUCCUGACCAUGGAGCUCAGUGGAAAAUGGACUACCAGCCACAGCUGGCCAGCCUGUGUGCCACAUCUUCAAGAGGACGUCCCAUAACUGCUCACAAACCUCCAGUGCAGCAACCAGAGGCUUUCCAGGGGGAGUCUAAGCCGGAUCAGACCCAUCCCGGCCCGGUGGUGGAAAACGGCUCCAGGUCUUCAACCGACAGCCCUUCUCUAGGAAGCACCGGUGAUGCAGAUGGCUACACGCAUCAGCUUUGCGAAGUCGAAACACCCCAGGAACCUCAUGCGCCAGAAUUUAAGGCCAGUCAUGGAAAGGGAGACUGCAAAGCGGUCAUAACAGGACUGCUGUGUGGGAAACCCAUGAGAUGGGAGGUGGCCUUUGACAUCCAGCCUUACCUGAAAGGCCGAGAGCGGGAGGAGAAAGUUCACGAGGAUCUGUGGAACGAAACCUUCCAUCACCUGGCGGGAUGCUCCAUUAUUCAAGACUUUGAACACAUGGCGGAUAAAGAGUGUGAGAUUGAGCAUGGCUCUGGGAGAAGGUACCAGCUUUACGCCAUCCACACGAGCAAAGCCUGCAACAUCUUGAGCAAAUACACAGCAUUUGUACCUAUCGAUCUGGACAGCAAUGAAUAUUUACCCACCUGCGUUGAGUACAGCCAUCCCGGGGAGGAUCAUAAACGAAGUUCGCACUGCAGUUCUCGUUCCGGCAGCAGGAAGAACCGCGGUUACUCUGUAGGUCUGGGUCGCUCGCAAUCAGGAGGUUUGCCUGGGCAAGAUGACACAGCAAUGUGCUACAAUGUAGACGACGCAGUCCAGUCCCCCAGCAAAACACCCUCAUCCUCCAGCUGGGAACGAUGUAGCUCUUCUGAAGCCUCUCAAAGGAGUUCGUCGGUGACCUCCGACCACUCGCAGAGAUCAGUCGAGAGCCUUUUCUCCGCCAGCAAGCUGAGCCUGAGCAGGACACGUCUCCUGACGAAAGCCGCCAGGGGCUUCAUGAGCCGGUCACAGAGCAAAAUCAGCAACUCAGUGGGAGAGAACGAAAAUGACAACAAGGACUACAUCCCUCUGGUGUCACUGCAGCUGUCCUGUGGGGCGUUCAUGUUGGACAGUGCCUUGUGUGACGCCAUCAACGUGCCCAUGGACAAGCUAAAGUGGACGUCGCCGUUCACCAGCCACAGAAUCAGCCUUACCCACGUGUCCCACUCCAGCUCCCGGCGUUCUGAGAGUCUAGAGGUCCACCACGGCUCCUCGCCUCCUCCAAAAGACUCAGAUCUGAAUGAGGAGUUGGUGUCCCAGACGUCUUCGUCCUCAUUCCAAUCCCGAAGCCCUCGGAUGGAGGGCGAGCCCUCGCUGUUGAGUGGCUUUUCGUCAAUGUCGACCGAAGCCCCGCCGUCGCCUAUCAACUCUUUCUACGACAGUGGACGGGGAUCUGAGUCAGAAAUCGCAGAGACGCCCCUGCUGGGUUCACCCGGGAUCCUGCAAAGGCCCGUCCAAGACCCCGAGGGGAUGGUGUGGGCAACCGCGGUUGCUCUGGCCUGGCUGGAACACAGUUCGGCUAGUUAUUUCAUCGAGUGGGAGAUGAUCGCAGCCAAAGCCAGCAUGUGGCUAGAUGAACAGAUCGUCCCAGAGGGCCGAGACCUGGCGUCGGUCAAAGCCGCGGCCAAUCAGCUCUUCAUCAUCCUCAGACACUGGGACGAGAACCUGCAGCUUAACAUGCUCUGCUACAACCCCAACAGCAUGUGAGGCCUGAUAGGGUAGGGACGAAACUUUAAACUAUGCGAAACAAUGAGUUGUUUUAAUGUUUAUUCUGUGGGUUUCGUUUUAGUUUUAUGGAUAGAAACGUACCAGUAUUUCAUCCGCCCGGAGGCCAGAAACAUACUCUGCGCAGGUAUGUAGACGCCAGUGUAUUGCUAGCUUCCUAUUGUACAUAUGUAACUUGCAUUACUGUAGCAGAAACAAACCUUGUAAAAAAAACUGUAUGUCUUAGAUGGAAAAAAAAAAUACAGGAAGUUAAAAAAAUUGCAGUUUUGAGGAAGUAGAUGCAAAACAGUAUUUUUAAAUGCAGUAUUAUUAUAGUUUUUAUUAAUAACUUUAAUUUUAUAUUUGUAAUUUUGUUGUUUUCAUAAAUUUUAGUAUGUUUUUUUUGUACUGUUUGGGUUUAAUUAUUUUUUGUCUCUGUUUUAGAUUAUUUAUUUCAAAUGAGUCAUUUUAGUGCUUCAACUUAAAGGGAUAGUUCACCCAAAAAUGAAAAUUACUCCAUUAUUUACUCACCCUCAAGCCAUCCUAGGUGUUCACUACCAGUCAAAAGUUUUUGAACAGUAAGAUUUUUAAUGUUUUUUUUUUAAAGUAGGCUCUUCUGCUCACCAAGCCUGCAUUUAUUUGAUCCUAAAUACAGGAAAAGCAGUACAUUUUUAAAAUAUUUUUACUAUUUAAAAUAACUGCUUUCAAUUUGAAUAUAUUUUAAAAUGUCAUUUAUUCCUGUGAUCAAAGCUGAAUUUUCAGCAUUAUUACUCCAGUCUUCAGUGUCAUAUGAUCCAUCAGAAAGCAUUCUGAUAUGCUGAUUUUCUGUUCAAGAAAUAUUAUUAUUAUUAUUGUUAAUAUUUAAAACCGUUGAGUACAUUUUAUCAGGAUUCUUUGAUGAAUAAAAGGAUCCAAAGAUCAGCAUUGAUCUGAAGUCAAAAGCUUUUGUAACAUUAUACACUAUACCAUUCAAAAGCUUGGAGUGGGUAUGAUUUCUUUUGGGGGAAAGAAAUGAUAGAACUGAAUACUUUUGUUUAGCAAGGACGCUUUAAAUUGCUCAAAAGGUGAUGAUAAAGACAUUUAUAAUGUUACAAAAGAUUUCUAUUUCAGACUCGGCUGUUUUUAACAUAAUAAUAACAAUAAAUGUAUCUAAUAUCAUCGCGAUCGCCUUUCCUAAUAAUGUGCUAGUUAGCAAGUUUAGCAGCUAAAUGCGGCUAAAGUAAACAGGCUCGUCACUCCACAGAGAGAGGAGAGGGGCGGGGCGAGCACAGCUCAUUUGCAUUUAAAGCAGCCUCGACCAGAAUAGGAUGAUUUUUGCAGAGCUGAUUUUGGCAAGGUAAAAAAGAGUGUUGUUUUACACUACCACUGAGAUUUUUUAACCAAAGUAUAUUAUAGACUCUUCAUUAAGACCCUAAAGAAUCAUAUCAACUUGUGGAAAAUGGACAUCUGAUGACCCCUUUAAAUAUUUUCAAAUAUCAGUAUUGACCGUUCUAUGUUUAAAAUAUCAAAACAUUAUUAAUGCAUUUGUGACUUCAGGUUAAAUGCAUUCAUGACCUGCAUUAAGCAGUGUGUAAAUGCAUCGAAAUGCCACUUCAAAUGCAGCUUCUAUGUUUCCCUUGCAUUGCAAAGACGAAUUUUGUUGAUACUGAUUUCAUUUGUUUGGUAAAAGCCCAAACAUAAGAAUUUGACUCAAAAAGAUAAUGCACACUUUUUGAAAAAAUGCUUAAACUUAUUAAACUUAUUGGGAAAGACUUAUUUCUAUCAGUGUGAACUGACCAACAUACAGAAUAUGAAGAAUAGCAAAAAAAUUAGGAGUCAGCUGUCCAUGGUAGCCCUUAAAACACCAGCACAAUAACACACUCAGCAAAAUACCGUCUAAUUAUUGUUUAAGAUAAAAUCCUAGAAAUAUCAAGAUAUUAUUUUUUGUCAAUAUUACACACCCCUAAUCCCUAGUUUGUACCAUUAAUUUAAUCGCUGUUUCAUUCAUACAAAAGUAAUGGGAGUAAAUAGGUGCUAUAGCACCCCUUGUGGCAACACUGACAAUGCAACUUGAAUUAGUUGAAUUCUGACACAUUUAUAAACUGUGAAAUGGAGUUAGCAUGAUGUAGCCGGAAGCGUUUGCCCUCACAUAUUUGCGUAGAGUAUAUUCCAGGCCUCACGCCACCUUAAAAACUUGCAUGUCUGCAAUUUGCGUCCGUGAAAUGGAACGAUCGUUUGUAUUUUUUAGCUUGUCUCUGAAAUAAUAAUGUGCAUAUGGUUUAAUGAACUGUCUGGUUGCUGCUUUGGAAGAUUUUGUACCAUAAUCGUACGAAGCCUAAUAGUGACUUUUGUUCAUUAGUUGGCGUGGUUGGCUGCUACUGUAUAUGUGGCAUUUCAGGCUGUUUUAGCUGAGGAUCCAGUGACUUCUAAGAUGCAGAUACAUGUAUAACAUCAUGCAAUGUUCAUUCGUUUGCCUUUACGAUCGUUGAAGAUGUCAAAUCGUCGCUGGAACGACACUUUUGAUUGCUGUUAAGUGCUCUCCAGUCCUAAGUGCCUAACCUUGCAGAACUUUCUGGACUGUUGAUAUGAACGUUGUACUGUUACUGCAAUGCGUAAUUGAUUAUUUUUUCAUUUCGCUGACUAUAUUGGCGUGUAUGUAUUAUUAUAGUACUCCGUUGAUGUCAGUUACAAAAAUUGUAAAGAAAAGAGUGGCUGUAAAUAUAUGUCAACAAGUAGCUUAAAUGCGAAAACACACAAGCUAAUGUUCCUCUCGUUAUAUUGCGUCGGUUUAUUUUAUUAUCAUACGUAUUACUCCUCAGGUAUUGCUCUUGAGUACUGUUGUCUAAGUAGAUGCAUGAGUGGUUUGUGGAAAGAUCUUUCAUCUCAAGGUUCUUUUCAGACCGAACCUCUCUUAUGCGCUUGUGACGGUGGCAGCUGGUUUGUGAAAAGUGCAUUGCGUCAAUCAAUUGUACUUUGUACUUAAGUGUUAAAUUCUCUUCAAGUCGUGCGUACAUGCUAGUGCAAUGCUGGACUGUGUAACUGCAUGUAAUAAAGA
Molecule: messenger RNA, 7192 nt
Organism: Labeo rohita (rohu)
Lineage: Eukaryota; Metazoa; Chordata; Actinopteri; Cypriniformes; Cyprinidae
Gene: vwa5b1
Product: von Willebrand factor A domain containing 5B1
Exons: 22
Coding region: 352-4161 (1269 amino acids)
Source: RefSeq, a predicted model, not a curated record